This is a messenger RNA of Theobroma umbraticum, 758 nucleotides long. RefSeq names its product LOB domain-containing protein 29-like. NCBI's taxonomy places the organism in Eukaryota, Viridiplantae, Streptophyta, Magnoliopsida, Malvales, Malvaceae. The record is from RefSeq and is a predicted model, not a curated record. Gene Ontology annotation, cellular component: nucleus. Gene Ontology annotation, biological process: positive regulation of DNA-templated transcription; hormone-mediated signaling pathway.
ACAGAAGGAAAAUAAACCACUAAAAUACCCCUCCCAAACAAAAAAAAAAAAAGAUGACAGGUUCUGGUUCCCCUUGUGGUGCCUGCAAGUUCUUGAGAAGAAAAUGUGUUAGAGGCUGUGUUUUCGCACCUUAUUUCUGCCAUGAACAAGGUGCAACCCAUUUUGCAGCCAUCCACAAGGUUUUUGGUGCAAGCAAUGUCUCAAAGCUUCUUGCUCACCUCCCUGUCAGUGACCGCUGUGAAGCUGCGGUCACAAUCUCUUAUGAAGCUCAAGCUAGGCUUCAAGACCCCAUUUAUGGCUGUGUUUCACAUAUCUUUGCUCUCCAACAGCAGGUUGUCAAUCUACAGGCACAACUUGCUUCCCUUAAGGAACAAGCAGCUCAGAGCAUUCUUAACGGCUCUGUUACUGAAAACCCUAAUGACAAACACUAUGGAAAGAUUCCUUCUCACCUCCAAGAUGUUCAAAGUUGGUUUCACCCAGAUAAUCCAAGCAUGGCACCACAAUUUAAUCCCGACCUCUCCAAUCAUCCCAACACAAAUUCGUACUGUGAGACUGGGUUUUUGGACCCAACCUCUUUAGGAAAUUAUGAAAAUUCAGUCAUCUCAUCAGGAGAAGAUGCCUCAUUUACCACUACCACUUACGGGGAGACUCCUCAUUCAAUGUCUUCCUUUGACAUGCAAACAAACAACAGACAAUGGACUUUCCAGGAUGUCGAUGAUCUUCAAUCAAUGGCCUUCGGCUAUGCUCAACAAUCAUGA